CAAAAUCCGGCGCGAACGCUGAGCGCGUACAUUGCUGCGUUCAUUGUGCUCCGUGCGCGCAAUAACGUCAUUACAUAAUUUAAAAAAAUAUAUUAUUACGUCUACAGAACUACAAUUAUACUAAAUUUGGAGUGUUUUGAGAACAGUUAGUGCAUUUAUUGUUAUUUUUCAAUACGUCACCGGUCUUUUAUUUUUGGAUGCGAUAAGUAAAGGUGUAUCAUGGAGAAACCAACAAUGCAUAUGCUCUCCGUCCAGGAGAAGGGCGGAGAGACGAAGAAAACUAAUCAAUACAUCGCAGCCAUUGCAGCGGCGAUUGGCGCGAUCACAGCCGGAACGAUCUUAGCGUGGACGUCACCAGCGUUACCUCAGCUAGAGCCGCCGAAGAACACGACGAAAAAUAUUACGGAACCAGAAAUCGAUAUAUUCUUAAUGAACGAGACUGACAGCAUUAUUGAUAAAAAUUUAACACAAGUGUUGUUAAAUUCGUUGGGACAACCUGCUGACUUCUUGUUGAACACCACUGAAAGUUCCCUGGUGUCAGCAAUCCUAGCCAUCGGGGCGGCUAUUAGCGCCCUACCUGUUGGCGUUUUCGCACAAAAAUUCGGAAGACGACCAACAAUUCUUGCGCUUGCAGUGCCUUUUCUAUUAAACUGGCUGCUCACAAUCUUCGCUAAUGGAUCCGAGAUGCUCAUUGCUGCAAGAUUCUUCGCUGGAAUAGCUACUGGUGGUAUAUGCGUAGCAGCACCCAUGUACAUUGGCGAAAUAACUGAGACCUCUAUCCGAGGUGCUCUGGGUGCUUUCUUCCAGCUGUUCUUGACAGUGGGCAUUCUGUUCACAUUCGUCGUUGGCGGCUGGACUCAUUGGAGGACGCUCUCCAUAAUUUCUGCAAUCUUCCCGAUAUUACUGGUCGCUGUUUUUUGGUGGAUGCCGGAAACGCCCCAAUAUCUGUUAGGUCAGAACAGAAGGCGCGAUGCAGAGAAAGCCUUGAGGUGGCUCCGAGGACCUGACGCUGACCUCUCCGCGGAACUCGAAGACAUGCAGAAAGACGUGGAUAAUUCAGCCCGUCAGAAGGCCGGCAUGGUCAGCAUGAUCACCAACCGCGCGCCCCUCAUGGCGCUCAUCUGCUCGCUGGGGCUCAUGUUCUUCCAACAGUUCAGUGGCAUCAACGCCGUCAUCUUCUACACCAACAACAUCUUCCAGUCCGCCGGCUCCAACAUCCCGCCCGCCAUCGCCACCAUCAUCGUGGGAGUGGUGCAAACUAUCGCCACGUACAUCUCCUCCCUCCUCAUUGAGAAGGCCGGCAGACGCAUCCUGCUCCUCCAGAGUUGCAUCAUUAUGGGCAUAUGUUUGAUAGUUCUCGGUACGUACUUCAAGUUGCAGGAGAGCGGUGCGAAGGUCGCUCCCGUCGGCUGGCUCCCGCUGCUGUGCCUGGUCCUCUUCAUCAUUUCCUUCUCGCUCGGCUUCGGGCCGAUACCCUGGAUGAUGAUGUCGGAGUUGUUCGCCGUCGAGUUCCGGGGGACGGCGUCUGGUAUCACCGUCAUCAUGAACUGGUGCCUCGUCUUCAUCGUCACGCUGUGUUUCCCCUUGAUGAAGGACGCGAUCGGUAUUUACAGUUGCUUCUGGUUCUUCAGUGGUUUCAUGAUCAUAUGCGUUUUCUUCGUGUUCUUCUUGAUCCCCGAGACGAAGGGGAAGACUGUCUCUCAGAUCCAGACCAUCCUCGGCGGGUCGAGGUCUUGAACAAAGUCGAUCGUAAUGUGUCGAAUACUCAGUGUUUUGUUUGUGGAAUUUCGUCAAUUGUAUCAAAUAAGUUUUAGUUAUAAGACUAAUAAUUUAAAUAGAUGUGUU
Molecule: messenger RNA, 1845 nt
Organism: Vanessa atalanta (red admiral)
Lineage: Eukaryota; Metazoa; Arthropoda; Insecta; Lepidoptera; Nymphalidae
Product: facilitated trehalose transporter Tret1-like
Exons: 7
Coding region: 220-1737 (505 amino acids)
Biological process (GO): carbohydrate transport; transmembrane transport
Cellular component (GO): membrane
Molecular function (GO): sugar transmembrane transporter activity
Source: RefSeq, a predicted model, not a curated record